ACGAGAAAUUUCGUGUUCGAUUAAAGGAGAGAUGGUUGGCAUCUCCCCUGACAGGGUCGGGAACAGCCUUCGGGCUUCCCUGUUAACACAUACGGUUAAGGCUACCCACCUCUCGAAGGUGGAUCUAACCCAAUUUUUUUCUUUUCUUCUUUUUUCUUUUUUCUUCUUUUAUCUUUGCCUUCCGAGAGUAUGGCGAAGAGGGUGCCUGUGUUUGUUGAUGGGAAGUUCGUGAAGGAUUUGUUUUGGUCUAUUUAUGGCGCUAAAGCUCCAGCUUUUUAUGUUCCUGCUAGAUUAUCCAAUCCAUUUUAGUUAUCUUUUCUAUCAACGUGGGAGUGGAGAGUUCAAAGGAAAUGGCUGUUCGAAUCCUAGAUCGUUGGUUUCGGUGGAAAAUGGAGCGGAGAUUCAAAUCAUUGAGAAGUUUUUGAGUGGGGAUGGGGGUAAUUCCUAUUGGGCAAAUCUAAAUCUUGUUUUGGAGUUAGUUAUUGGAAGUGGAGGUGAGGUUAAACAUUCUUAUAUUCCGAAUCAGUCUUUAAAUGCUUCACAUAUCAAAUGGACUUCUGUUCUGCAGGUUUUCGAAGAAUCCAUAGACCAUGAGAUCAAGUCGAUUUAUGCAUGAUUAAAUUAGGUGACCCAAUACAUGUAUUUAAUGUUUUACAAUUUAUGUAUUAAAUUCUUGUAAACCUUUACCGACGACAAUGUAAUUUAAAUUUUUAUUAUCAAUAUAAAGAUCUUUCUAAACA
Cucumis melo (muskmelon) is the source of this 740-nucleotide messenger RNA. RefSeq names its product protein ABCI7, chloroplastic-like. NCBI's taxonomy places the organism in Eukaryota, Viridiplantae, Streptophyta, Magnoliopsida, Cucurbitales, Cucurbitaceae. Gene Ontology annotation, biological process: iron-sulfur cluster assembly. The coding region runs from base 254 to 616 and encodes 120 amino acids. The record is from RefSeq and is a predicted model, not a curated record. The transcript has 2 exons.